Sorghum bicolor (sorghum) is the source of this 776-nucleotide messenger RNA. RefSeq names its product UPF0434 protein ABO_2103. The coding region runs from base 61 to 321 and encodes 86 amino acids. The transcript has 4 exons. Lineage: Eukaryota; Viridiplantae; Streptophyta; Magnoliopsida; Poales; Poaceae. The record is from RefSeq and is a predicted model, not a curated record.
CAACGAGCAUGCGUGCUCUGACUCUGAGCAUUGGCCCAAACCGAGCACAUUGGUCCAACCAUGAGGCGGACGGCGGCGUUGCUAUGGACCCACGGCGGCCGCAGCAUCCCGCGGGCGCUCGCCGACGUGCUCGUCUGCCCGCUCUCCAAGCAGCCUCUCAGGUACUGCGAGGCCACCGGGUCUCUGGUCAGCGACGCCGCCGGGGUGUCCUUUCCGGUACUUGAUGGGAUCCCUUCACUUGUACCAAAAGAUGGAAAGUUACUCGACGACCAAGAAGUGAAGUCAGAACAAGAGUCCAGCACUAGGGAUUCGUCUGGUUGAAUCCUUGUCUAUGCAACAGCCAAUUGAAGCAAUAUGUUGUAGGUAUUUUUUUAUACUCGUGGAUUGGGGAAUUGGUGACGGCGGUGGUGGGAAAAAGGAAGACGGGACGGAGGUGCCGUCAAUGUGAGACUGGAGGGGGAUGUGGUAAAUAUGGGGACCACAAGGGCUGUAAGGCUAGUCUUAACGUAUAGUUUUAUUGUAUAGUUAUCAAGACUAUAAACUAGAUAAUCGAGCCAUAUGAGUUUUACGGGGAUGAAACUCCUCUCUUAUAUGAUGAAACACCUUCAUUUAGUGACCCUGUCAAGUCAGCAAUUUUGCUUAUGUUGCACCAUAUUUAAUGUGCAUGACAUUCUCAUGAAACAUACAUUGAGACUAGUCUAAGGUCACUCACACUGUAAGUCUCUAUCACAAAGUCUAACACAAUUAAUUACAUAUUAUUUAUGGUAUUCUGUUCA